UAAAUAUUUCCCUAAAUAUAUUGAAAAAACGAUAGAAAAAUAAGAAAAUUUGUAAAGAAAAAAUUGUUAAUAUGUGUCAUUUGUGCGAAUGGAAAAUCAUCAUAAUAAUGUAAACGCUUUGCGUUUGGACGGUUUUGACACGGUAAAAAACGUGAGCAUAAAUGUGUGUUCAUCCAUUAAGUAUUGUAUUAUCUACAGUGCUUACAAAGUAUGUGAUAAUUUAAUAAUUAUAGUUUUUCACACAGUAUUUUGUGAAUAAAUAAUAAUUUUUUUUCAAUAUUCGACAGUCCGGAUAUUGUAUACAUUGGUUUUAUUUAUUGCUUUAUCGAUUACGUGGCUCCGAUUCCUACUUUACUGAUUAUAACCUACGAUAAAAGUGCAGUCUUAAAUAAAAACUGAAUAAUUGGAAUCGACAUCCUUUUGCAUCACAAAAUAUAUGUUUACGGUGCGACUGAUGAUCUUACAAUUAAGUGACUUGUAAGAUACGAUGAAAUGUCACUAUGAAGUACUCGGAGUUCCGAGAAAUGCAGCAGAGGAUGAGUUGAAGAAGUCUUACAGAAAAUUGGCUUUGAAAUGGCAUCCUGAUAAGAACCCUGACAAUACUGAAGAGGCUAAGGAACAGUUUCAGUUGGUGCAGCAAGCAUGGGAAGUGUUAAGUGAUCCUCACGAGCGUGCGUGGUAUGACAAUCAUAGGGAAGCAAUUCUGAAAGGUGGAAUUGGUGAUAAUUAUAAAGAUGAUUCAAUCGAUCUUUUUCAAUACUUUUCAACAGGCUGUUUCAAGGGGUACGGCGACGAUGAGAAGGGUUUCUAUUUUAUUUAUCGUGAGGUUUUCGAGAAAUUAGCCGCCGAAGAUGCUGACUUUGAAAAGGACGACGACUCUGACGUGGAAGUACCAGGAUUUGGAGAUUCCGCAAGUUCAUACGAGGAUAUAGUUCAUAAUUUUUAUGCUUAUUGGCAAAGUUACAGUACAAAGCGAUCAUUUGCAUGGCUCGAUCCCUAUGACAUUCGUGACACUCCGAAUCGAAGAGUGCUUAGAAUCGUCGAGAAAGAGAAUAAAAAAAUUCGUGACAAAGCAAAACGCGAGAGAAAUGAACAGGUUCGAAAUUUAGUCGCUUUUGUACGUAAACGAGAUAAACGUGUUCAAGCUUAUGCUCAAAAACUUGCAGAACGAGCUAAGGAGAAUGCGAAAAAAGUUCAAGAGCGUAAAAAACAACAAUUAUUAGAAAGACAGAGAGAAUUAAAAGAUCAUACUGUUUCCGAAUGGUCCAAGUUUUCCAAUAUGGAAUCAGAAUUGAAAAAUAUUGAGGCUAAUCUUGCAGCUGAGUUUGGUGAAGAAUUAUCUUCCGAUGGAGACUCGGAGAAAAAUGACAUUAUGUGCGAUAGUAAUUCUUUGUAUUGUGUCGCUUGUAACAAGAUCUUUAAAACUCAAAAAGCAUUUAUCAAUCACGAAAAUUCUAAAAAGCACAAGGACAACUUAGCAAGUAUGAAAGCUGCAAUGAUAGAUGAGGAGGAAGAAUUUCAAAGUGAUGACGAUGAUGAUGAUGAUGACGAUGAAGAGGAAGAAAGCACUCAUGAGAAAAAUUCCCAAAAUAAAAAGCUAGCAACUGGUUCCAAUAUGCCCGAUUUCUUAUUAACUCCCGCAGAGAGUAAAACUAAUAAAGAUGAUCAGCAAGACUCUGAAGGAGAAAGGGACUCUAACAAUGAAUCUGAUUCCGAAUCAAAGAAAAAAGGAAGAAAUAGUAAAUUUAUUAACGCUGCAACAGAUCCUCAAAUGGGCGAUGCAGUCGAUUUGUCGUCACCGAAAUCCGAUACAGGCAACGACAACAACAGUAGAACAUCUGAAGGUGAACUGAUCUCAGACCAAGAAGACGAAGGCGACCAAGAUGAUCAAGUUGUGAUGAAGUUCAAAAAACAGAAGAAGAAGAGAGGGAAGGUCAUUCAAAAGACUCUGGCGGAACACAACAGCGACGAUGAAUCGGAUUUUGGUGCUUGUAUGGGUCUGUCGAAAAAGCAACGCAAGAAGCAACAGAAUAAGAUAGUUUUAGAGCAAAUGUCACACACGAAAGCUACAACAGUCAAAUUGGAGGUACAUGACUCCAGUAAUCGAAAUGAAAGGGGAGAUGUGGAGAUGACUGAAGAUUCUUUGCAAGGAAAUCAAAGCAAAGGAGAGGAUGGCGACGAUGAAUCCUUUCAAGAAACCAAUUUGAGUUCGGUUAUAGGGAAGAGAAAGGGUAAAAAAGCAAAGGAAAUGAGGAGAGCUCAAAAGCAAUUGUCUUCUGAAGAUCGGGGAAAGGAUAAAUACCGAAAGGACGGCAAAUCUGCAGAAGUGAUUCCUGAAACAAGUAAUUCUUGUAUAACCUGUAAAUCCGAGUUUCCAAGUAAAAAUAAGUUAUUCGAACAUUUAAAAAAAACUGGACAUUCUGUUUACUUGGGAAAUGUGGGAAAGUCUAAAAAAUGUGUCAAAUCAAGUAAAAAUAGUGAUUGAAAGUGGUUUUAGAAGAGAUCAUUGUUUAGUCCAAUUACGUACAUUAUAAUGUGUAUGACAGACCGUUACAAUAAAUAUCGACAUUCUUGUAUGAAAUAACAAA
Molecule: messenger RNA, 2588 nt
Organism: Leptopilina heterotoma
Lineage: Eukaryota; Metazoa; Arthropoda; Insecta; Hymenoptera; Figitidae
Product: dnaJ homolog subfamily C member 21-like
Exons: 2
Coding region: 488-2485 (665 amino acids)
Cellular component (GO): cytoplasm
Molecular function (GO): nucleic acid binding; zinc ion binding
Source: RefSeq, a predicted model, not a curated record